Messenger RNA from Ceratina calcarata, 2070 nucleotides. RefSeq lists its product as uncharacterized. The transcript has a single exon. The record is from RefSeq and is a predicted model, not a curated record. NCBI's taxonomy places the organism in Eukaryota, Metazoa, Arthropoda, Insecta, Hymenoptera, Apidae. Gene Ontology annotation, molecular function: nucleic acid binding; zinc ion binding. Bases 1 to 2070 code for a protein of 689 amino acids.
AUGGCUAAACAAAAUAACCCCACAAAAAAAAGUUUAUCGGUGCUUCUAUCGAGAGUCGACGAUAGCUCAGGGAAGGAUGAUAGUGAUUCUCAACGUCUGAGUGCGGUGGAAGAUCACUACGAGUUCGCUCAUACGCCAAGACACUCUCUUGGACGCAGUCCGCCUGCAAACUCGAGAGCGAGUCUUGGUGUCGCAGUUUUUGAUAAAACCGUAUUUAGUACCCCGGUAGCGAUCACGCCUAAAGCGAUGGACGAUGUGACGGGAUCUAAGAGGAAGAGAAAUGGUGAUAACACUUUGGGAUCAUCCGGCAAGAGUGAACUUAACGAGAAAAAGUCCUCUCUAUCUGGCGGAAAACAAACACGGAAGAAGAAGAGACAGAUGAAACUAACCGAAGACUCGGAAGUGGAAUCCCUUUCAGACAAUGAAAAGGUGAAAGAUUUAGAUGAUCUUGAGGCACAGUCCACGCCUGCCAUUGCCAGCGUCGUCAUGGAAUGUGUGGACGAAAUAGAGAGAGUAAGGAUUACGUCAUCAAAUCUGAAAGGUACUUACCAGAAAGCGUUGAAGGUAGCCGAGGACACGAUGCGGACAGCUUGUGCUGAACUCGCGGCGCGAGCGUCGGCUUCCACGCAAAAAGGGAUGACGCCUCUGAAAAAAGAAAAUGAAAAGUUAAGAAGCUACAUUAAAAACCUUGAAGAUAAAUUAUCCGAUAUGGAAAAGGAGAAACAAAGGGCCAAAAAGAGCCCACCCACACGUACAAUCUCGGAGGAGAUUGCCAAUUUAGGCAAGAUCCUCAACGAAUCAAUAGAGAAAAGAUUUACGGCCUUUAGGAUGGAAAUGAUAUCUUUAAUCGCGGAAUCAAUCAAGCGUCCAGAGGACCAACGGAUAGCGAGCGAAAGCAGUAGGAAGCCGGAAAAAUUGACGGUCAAGGAGGGUCCGCAACGAGAAGAUAACCUAAACGGUCCUGCGAAUGCUAAUCCUGCACCGUGGAUGAAAAUAGGUAGGCGGAAGAAAGCUACUCUUGUACCAUCGGAGAAAGAAGAGAUGACUCCGAACUUAGCACGCAAAGCUAUACCAAGCAAGGCGGAUGAUUUAGACAAAGACGUCCGUGAGAAGAAGAUCAAGAAGGUGAAAGAUUCUGCGGUCGUUCACCUGAUUCGGGAAGAUGGAUGCAGUAUGGACUUCGCACAAAUCAUGCGUGAAGCGAGGAGUGAAAUUAACUUGACUGAAUUAGGCAUCAUGGGCGUGCGUCCUAGAACUUCCAUGUCUGGAGGGCUUCUCUUGGAAAUUCCUGGCAGAGGACAGUCUGAAAAAGCUCUGGCGCUGGCAGGAAGGUUACGAUCCCUUCUAGAAAACCAGAAGGUGAAGGUAUCAUGCCCUAGGCGUACCCGCGAGGUCAUUCUAUCUGGCUUCGACCUUUCGGUGACGCCGAAGGACAUUAAAGAGGCAAUCGAGAGCAAAUCAGGGGACAACGACGACCUGAAAAUCGGUGAGAUCAAGAGAAAUAGACUUGGGGUGGGUAUGGUAUGGAUUAAAUGCGCGGAGUGUACUGCGCACGAGCUGCUGAAGUUAGGUAGAUUACGUGUAGGGUGGUCAGACGCCAAAAUCCAAGCGGUGGAGCAAAGACCCUUGCAAUGCUUCAAGUGCUGGAACUUUGGCCAUACAAGGGACAAAUGCACGAGUGGGACCGAUAGGUCUACCUGGUGCUUUAAGUGCGGUGAAAAAGAUCAUGUAAUUAAAGAAUGUACAGCCACAAUAGCGAAAUGUCGCCUGUGCGAGGACGCCAAUAGAUCGGCCAACCACCGAAUGGGUAGUCAGUCAUGCUCAGCGGUUAGGCCUUUGAGGAGGAUAAACAGUGUGACUACGAAUCGAGCAAAACCUGAAAAAAAGAAGAAUGAUAUACUUACCUCGGAUGAUAACUUGACGACGGCCACGGAGAGCAGCAGAUACCCGUCGGAACCUGAAAAAACCAGUGUACUUACCUUAGAAGACGAAUCAGCUACGAUGAUGCUAGAUGGUGAUGGGAAGUCCGGAGGCACCUCCUACCGGGAACCUGAAAAAGGAAAAAAAUAA